Molecule: messenger RNA, 1227 nt
Organism: Aureobasidium pullulans EXF-150
Lineage: Eukaryota; Fungi; Ascomycota; Dothideomycetes; Dothideales; Saccotheciaceae
Product: cellulase
Exons: 5
Coding region: 1-1227 (408 amino acids)
Molecular function (GO): hydrolase activity, hydrolyzing O-glycosyl compounds
Source: RefSeq, a predicted model, not a curated record
AUGUUUGUCAACAUUCCUAUUGUGCUUUCGCUCAGUCUUCUCUGUGGCAGUGUAGUCGCCGCACCCAAGAAAUGUCCCAAGGGUUUCGUGACCACGACGGGCACGAAAUUCCAACUUGAUGGCAAGGACUUUUACUUUGCAGGCACGAAUGCUUACUACUUCCCAUUCGACAACAACCAGACAGAUGUCGAGCUUGGUCUCACGGCUGGCAGAAAAGCAGGUCUUCCUGUCUUCCGCACUUGGGGCUUCAACGACAAGAAUGCAACAUAUGUCACUGGCGGACUACCUCAAUAUGGAGCCGAAGGUGCCGGAACCACUGAAGUCGUCUUCCAGAGAUGGGCAAAUGGUAAAUCCACGAUCGAUGUCACACCCUUCGAUAAAGUCGUCAAUGCAGCAACGAAGGUCGGCAGCAAGUUGAUUGUACCUUUGACCAACGAUUGGGCCGACUAUGGUGGUAUGGAUGUGUACACUGUUAACCUUGGUGGCAAGUAUCACGACGAUUUCUACCGCGAUCCCAUGAUCAAGGCAGCAUUCAAACGCUACGUGAAAGCCAUGGUCACACGGUACAAGAACUCUCCAGCGAUCAUGGCCUGGGAACUCGCCAACGAACCCCGCUGCGCCGGCGACGCCGUCCGCAAUCUACCCAGUUCUGGAAACUGCACAGCCGCUCUCCUUACCCAAUGGACCGACGAAAUGAGCACAUACAUCAGAAGCCUAGAUCCCUACCACCUAAUCACCUGGGGCGGUGAAGGCGGCUUCAACGACCCCAGCAAUGAAGAUUGGGCAUACAAUGGUUCUGAUGGUGGUGACUUUGACGCCACUAUCGCUUUGCAGAAUAUUGAUUUUGGAGUGUUCCAUACUUAUCCUGAUUGGUGGAGUAAGACGGUUGAGUGGGCGGAUCAGUGGAUCAGGGAUCAUGCUGCUUCGGGUAGGAAAGCUGGAAAGCCUGUUGUUCAUGAGGAAUAUGGUUGGUUGACAGCCUCCGCACGACUGCAAUAUCUCAACAAAACCGCAGCUGCCAAUGAAACCAGAGUCGCCGUCAUUGGAGGUUGGCAGAAAAUCUCGCUGGAGGAAAAGAUGAGUGACAUGUACUGGCAAUUCGGCUACUCAAACUACUCUUACGGUCGCAACAACAAUGAUGGCUUUACGAUUUACCUUGACGAUGCUGAAGCCAAACCUCUUGUUUACGAACAUGCGAAAGCUGUUGCAGCCCUGAAUCGUUGGUGA